AUGGCUAGCCAGCCGAAUUCCAGACCAAGCUUCUUCAAGGUCAUCAUCGGUGACUUUGGCACCAAGCUCCAACUACCACCUUUCUUCGUGAAGACAUACAAAGAAAGAUUUAUUGAAAAUCCGGUGCUCAAAACUACAUGUGGGAAAUCAUGGGUUGUGAGCAUGGAGAAAACCAAUGAAAAAUAUUGGUUUACGACAGGUUGGCCGGAAUUCGUGGAAGCCAACAAAUUAUUAGUCGGUGAUUUUUGUGUUUUUUGGUUGAAUGGUGAUUCAACGUUUGAAGUUUCAGUAUAUGGAAGAAACUGUUGUGAAAAGCAGUUAGAUGUAAUUGAAAUAGGCCGUAAAAAAACGGUUGUUUCUGUCAACAAUUCACCCACCAUUUCUGAGGAAGACGAAGAGGGUGAUGAUGUGGGUGAAGCCAUGACUACUCUAAGCUAUGAAAGAAUUCUGAACAAAUACAACAUAAGUUUUUGUUCUCUUCCUGUGCGUUUUGCUAAAGGGAUUGGAAUUGUGCGUGAGAAAAAGAUGGUGCUGAGAGAUCCGGAGGAAAGGUUGUGGCCUGUUAAGCUGGUGGUGAGGCAUACGAGCGGUGGCAGGGUCGAUAUAAUGCACGGCUGGUCUGACUUCCGUCUGGGAAACAAGUUGGCUAUUGGGGACACAUGUUUCUUCAAGUUCAUUCCAAGUGCUCAUAAUGUAUUGCAUGUGCAAAUUUGCCACAGAGAUCGAGGGAAAUCGUUGAAGCCCGAGAAAAUAUGA
This is a messenger RNA of Ilex paraguariensis (yerba mate), 756 nucleotides long. The record is from the annotation of a GenBank genome assembly. NCBI's taxonomy places the organism in Eukaryota, Viridiplantae, Streptophyta, Magnoliopsida, Aquifoliales, Aquifoliaceae.